AUGUCCUGCACCGAGAGAACUGCGCUGCUGGCAGUACAGCAACAACAACAACACCAGCAGCAGCAGCAGAAGCAACAGCAGGAGCCGCACAUCAUUCUGGUGCCCAACAAGGAGGCAAAGGAUUAUGAGCCCGUUUUUACGAUUGCUGACUUUUCGUACGGCUUGUCGCUGGAGGAGCUGCUGCCCUUCGGCUGGGAUCCUUGGUGGCAGAAGGCGCGUCGUCUGUGCUCCGUCUGCCUCUGGCUUGUAUUUGUCCUGACUCUGUUCGCUGCCCUGGCUCUGGCCUACAACCACGACACGGCCACCAUCUGUCCGGCUGUUCGCCUGCCGGCCGCAGCCCCCACUCCGGCGCCACCCGCAACACUCGCCCUGGCCACCAAUGGCACGCUGCUGCUGCCGGGCUAAUGCGAACUGGCACUCGGUAAGUGGAGCGCUUGUACUCUCCUCUGUGGACUAUUGGCUGCUGCAAUGGCAUGCCUAGGAUUACAUCAGCCUGUGCACUUGAGAACAGCCCAGCUGAGCUGAGAUGAGCGAUAAGGCGAGGCCAAUCAGUUGACUUUAGCUCUUCAAUUAUUUAGCAAUUAACAAUUUGUUAUUUAUUUAUAUUCAUUAAAUAGGAAAUAUCAAAGAUA
Molecule: messenger RNA, 632 nt
Organism: Drosophila arizonae
Lineage: Eukaryota; Metazoa; Arthropoda; Insecta; Diptera; Drosophilidae
Source: RefSeq, a predicted model, not a curated record